Sphaeramia orbicularis (orbiculate cardinalfish) is the source of this 1484-nucleotide messenger RNA. RefSeq names its product ribosyldihydronicotinamide dehydrogenase [quinone]-like. Lineage: Eukaryota; Metazoa; Chordata; Actinopteri; Kurtiformes; Apogonidae. Gene Ontology annotation, cellular component: cytosol. Gene Ontology annotation, molecular function: NAD(P)H dehydrogenase (quinone) activity. The transcript has 6 exons. Bases 675 to 1484 code for a protein of 269 amino acids. The record is from RefSeq and is a predicted model, not a curated record.
AUUCGUGAGUGGGCUCGACCACAAGCGACUGAUCCUUUAAAGGAAAGUAAUGCAAAGGAAAACAGAGCUAGAAUCCAACAACAGUAGAGUGAGAGGAUCACUCAACCACGUCGCCUUCAUGUGGUUUUGGACACAUCAUGGAUGGCACACAAUUGUUAAACAUGUUGUACACAGACAGACACGCUUGCAUAUACCCACACGGAUACUGUACUUUGUAUAAAAAUAAAAAUAAAAAACCUUAAAAAAAACAGCAACAGACACACACAGGCGCUCUCUUUUUCUGAGUAGGCUAAAAUAGGAAAGUCUGAACACACAUUAGGAGCUGUAUACUGGGCAGGAAGACUAUUGUGAGACUGCAGCUGGUUUCCCUGAUAAAACAUACAUUUUCUUGGCUUUUGGAUCGAGACAAUUCCUCUCCCUUUUCAGAAAUGUUUUCCAGGUGUGCUAAAAGAUAUGUGCAUUAAUGGAAGAUAGACUGCUGGCUGGGAGAAAAUCCCUUGAUGCGAGCUGAUUGGUUAAUAACCCUGACUGCAGAUUGACAGCACCUGUGAGAGUGAGAACGAGCCAAAGGCCUGGGUGUAUAAAAACACCAUGUUUUACCAGGGGAUGAUCUGCAGUUUCUAUCAUCAGUUCAGUGAAGUGCAGGUCAUCUACAGUUGGCAGCUUUCUUCAGAAUGGCAGGGAAAAGAGUCCUGAUCGUGUAUGCCCAUCAAGAUCCACACUCCUUCAAUGCUGCAGCCAAAGAGGUAGCAGUGGAAGCUCUAACAUCUCAGGGCUUCAUAGUGGAAGUGUCUGACCUGUAUGCCAUGAACUUCAAAGCCACUGCAACUGCUGAAGACAUCACUGGAGAACUUGCAGCUGACAUGCCCUUCCACUAUGCAGAGGAGACCAAACUUGCAUGGCAACAAGGAAAACUGUCUGCUGACAUCACUGAGGAGCAACGGAAACUCACUGAAGCUGAACUUGUUAUCUUUCAGUUCCCCAUAUACUGGUUUAGUGCACCUGCAAUCCUGAAGGGCUGGUUUGACCGGGUGCUCACAGAGGGCUUUGCCUUCACUCCAGAGAAACGAUACAGCCAAGGAAUCUUCCAGGAUAAGAAGGCUAUACUGUCCUUCACAACUGGAUCUCAGGAGUCGAUGUUUGGCAUAAAUGGCAUUAACGGAGACGUCUAUGUUGCAAUUUGGCCAAUUCAGUAUGGGACCCUGCACUACUGUGGCUUCCAGGUCCUUGCCCCUCAGAUUUCCUGGGAUCCUGCUCAUACUUCUCAAGAGGCCCGUGGCAAUAUGCUUGAGGCCUGGAGAAAACGACUGCACGGUCUCAUGGAAGAGAAACCCCUCUUCUUUCCAUCCAUGGACUCCUUUGACAAGGAGCUGGGUUUCCAACUGAGGACUGAGCUCCAUGAACAAGAGGCCAGCAAAGGCUCAACUGUGGACAAGCACUUGGAAAAAGUACCACGAGCCAGCCAGUUUAAAUCUGGAGUCUGA